UCAAUACAUUCGCAUAAAUAUUUUCUUUCGUAUUUUUUUUUUGUCACAGACAAAAUACAAAAAAAAACUUUGUGCUAUUGGUUUUUCCUAAAUCGAUUACACGAAAGAAAACGGCAUUGAUAUUCGUUUGACACAUAAAUUCCGUUUCACAUCAGUUGCAUCAAAUACUUACAAGUGAAUAGCGAAAAAGAUGAUAAUCAAUUUUGUGAAUCUGUCCAGAAUUUUCCUGCUGUUGUUCGGUUUAAGUAUACACCAAUCGAAAUCAGAUUCUAUUCGCAAUGGAAUAAUAAUGAAUGGUGCUAACGAGACAGUUGAUGGUUCAAUUGAUAAAAGUGCCGUACAACAGCCAAGUGUCGACGAUGUCAUUGGCAACGGUAGCACUCAACCAUCAAAUAUGUUGGAUGCGAAAAGCGAAAUUUCAAUCGAUCAACAUUUGGAGCAAUAUUUGGCCAAUCAUGCAGGUGCAACAGUUUUGCGGCCGGAAAAAAAGGAUGACACAAGUGAACUAAAAACUAUUAGUUUCAACGGUCGGCAGGACAUCAAGUUUGUUAUCCAUUUGUUGGAUAUAAAUAAAUACACAAAUUAUAUGCAAAUUAGUUUCACAUCUGCUCAAGCAACCAAACAAAUUUAUAAUUUUACCGAAAUUAUUAAGCCGACAACAAUGAAAAUAAUCACAUUCAGCGAUAUUCAGAAGUUGGAGAUUUUUUUGGAGUUUGGAAAAAGUGAAUUCAGCCGUUAUCAAGGCUAUGUGAUAACAUAUGAAUUAUAUGAUAAAAAUACACCUGAGGGCAAUGGUAGUGCAGUCAUGCAACUGCAUCCAUUGGACAAACUAAGCGUUCUAAUUGAAGUGCCCGAAUCAAAGCAAGUCAAUGAGACUUGGAUGCAAUUUCGAGCAUUACUAGCAACCAGCACCAAUAAGUACAUUGAUUCUACUGGAAUGAAUGUAGAAACAAAAUGCAGUGUAGAUAAUGUUACAUUUGACAACGUGUCUACAUGUAAAGCAGCAUGGUCGAACGCGCAAAAAUGUAUUGAGAUUGAUUUUUCAAUUCGAUUGAAAGCAAAAAAUGAUCCAACCAUAAAAGAAAUGAACGAUAUGAAUAGAGAAUUUAACAUGAAUCGCGACGAAUUAUUUCAAAUGUGGAUUGAAUUUGGACGACAAGAAUUUGCUGAUAAUGGAUAUAAUGAAUUUCCAGUGCCCGAUUCAAAAAAAUUAUUGCUGCUAUGGACGACAGUGAGUUUGGUAACUAUUGCAGCAUUUUUAAUGGUUCUAACUGCAAUUUGGAAAAUGGAUGUAUUACGCGACUAUCGUCGAAUGUACUGGAAAAGUGGUGACGACGAAAAACAAAUAUGCAAAUCGUCCGAUGGCACAAUGUAUCCACCUGUACACCAAACGGUUCCCACACUCUUUCCAAAUGAUCUGUCCGCACCAUGUAGUACAUCGAACGCCAUUCCAUUCGAUUUCGUAAGCAAACCAAUCUCGUAUAGUAUCAACGAUUUUAAGAGACGUUCAUCGAUUGCAGAAUCACUUAAUCCGAAUGGCACCAAUGCGAAACGGAAAGCCGGUAAAGUGCCAUUUCAAAGCGAUACAGAUUUCAGUGAAUCGAAACAAGAUCGACCGGAAGACGAAGUAUACUUCAGUAACUCCGAUUCAACAUCACCACGGUUAGUAAAUUAAGCAAGAGACAUCGUAAGAAGAAUAACAACAGCAAUAACAAAAAAAAACGCUUCAAGUCGCAACGUGAUUUUGUUUUUGUUUCCAAAUCGAUUUAUUCAAUCCAUCAAAGCCAAACUAAAUAGAAGUGAUUAAAAAGAAUGUGUGUGUUUUGUUUCAACAGUCCCAUAUAAUGUUUAUUCAAUGUAAAAAAAAAACUUUCAAAUGAAUAAAGGAGUUAAAUAAAGGAUAUUAGAUUUAAUCUGAA
Messenger RNA from Contarinia nasturtii (swede midge), 1919 nucleotides. RefSeq lists its product as uncharacterized. NCBI's taxonomy places the organism in Eukaryota, Metazoa, Arthropoda, Insecta, Diptera, Cecidomyiidae. The record is from RefSeq and is a predicted model, not a curated record. The coding region runs from base 191 to 1675 and encodes 494 amino acids. The transcript is spliced from 10 exons.